CGUUGGGUUAUUCUAAUUUUCAACAAUAAUACCUUCUAGAAAUACGUUCAGUGUUUGUGCGUAAGGAGAAGUGUGAAGUCGUAGUGCGAAUACGGUUAGCCUGCGAUCCACAGGAAUAGUGUCUAAGGAGUUGCGAUGGAGGCAAUCAAAACUGAGCUCAUCAUGUCGUCGACUUCCGAGGAAAUUAUUGAACCCUCCUCUGCUAAAAGUCUUCAGAAAUGUAGUGUGUGCCUCAAAAAUGGCCAGUGCUUAAAGCCAUCGGAAAUUAAGACGAAUGGGAAACACAUUACCGACGUAAUCAACCAACAUCUUGGGAUAAAAUUGGCGGAAUUUGAGCUGACCACAAUUUGCCAGCGAUGCUGGAUGCUGCUGGCGGAUUUUGACGAAUUCUACGACAUGGUGAAUGAAGCGCACCGAGUAUUAUUGGAAACAAAUAUUACGAACGUUCAACAGCGACCGUCGCUGCGGGAUCUCGGCGGCGAGGAAAGCGUUUGUGCGAUAGAGUUCGUAGCCAUCAAACAAGAGCCAUUGGAAGCAGACAUUUGGACGUUCAAAGAUAAAUGUGUAGAACUUAACAAAAACAGACUUUCUUCAGGUAUGAAACAGGAGACAAACGAAAGCACCGAACAACAUUAUGCCAAUAGUACAAUACUGGACGAAGAUGCUGCAGUCGAAACAUCAAGCUUGAAAACUGAGUCAACUACAAACCCUGAAAAAGAAAUGUUCGAGGCUCCAGUGUCCAAAAUCGAUGAUAACACAAAGAAAGGCCGCGAUGGGAACGAUAUUCCGACCAAACUGUCGAGCUACCGAAAACAUAAAAUAUUCAAUUCAGGAGGCAAUAUUAAGAAAAGAUUGAAAACCGUGAAACAACAAAGACAAGAGGCUCGUUCUUCUAAACUGAAUGUGGAUCAGGAAAUUCUUAAUUUUUACCAACGUUUAGUUUGCACAAUUUGUGACCCGGCAAAAAUGGUAACCGGAGAACCAUUGAUCGAGUACGCCAACCUGACAGAAUUGAAUAAUCACUUGCGCAAAACGCAUGGCCAAAGAGAAGCAGUCCUCAGAUGCCCGGUAUGUGAGAAAAAGAUAAGAUCUCGUACAAAAAUAAUAGACCAUAAAAAUAUGCACCUAAAUCCGGAUCAGUACCGAUGUGAGGUGUGUGCCGAAGUGCACCAGAACAUCGAGGAACACAUGCAAAACAAGCACUCGGAGCGCACAUUCUGCUGUGACGAGUGUGGUAAAAAGUUUCCAUUCAAAACCAGAUUGAUGGCCCACAUUCGUAAAAUGCACCUUACUAAGGAUGUAAUCUGCGAUCAAUGUGAUAAAGCGUUCACGAAAUAUUCCAUCGAUAACCACAAGCGUAACGUGCAUGGUGGCGUCGGUUUCAUUUGUGAAUAUUGUCCGCGGACGUUUAAAGGUCGUUUUCAGCUGGAUAAUCACAUGGAAGGGCAUGUUGAGAGCAGCAUACCUUCGUCAAAGGUUACCUGCACGGUUUGCGGCCUCGUCGUACGAAACAAGUAUACCCUCGUGACUCACAUGCAACGAAUGCACAUGGAACAGACCCCCGUAUCCUGUCAAUCCUGUGGGAAGGAGUGCAAAAACAAACGCAAUUUGUACGCGCAUAUGCGAGACGUUUGCACUGACCGCAGCUUUCCGUGCACGAUCUGUGAAAAAACGUUCAAGAAAAAGAAGAAGCUUACUGAGCACAUGACGACGCACACGAAUACCCCACUGUAUCAAUGCACGCUGUGUCCGAAAACUUUCCGAUACGACACAGCAUUGUACACGCACCGCAGAGUUAGCCAUUACGAACAGUGGCUAGAAAUUCAACAGAAGCGCAAACAAGGUGUUCAAUUUCGUCUUAAUCGAAUAGCGGAUUAG
This is a messenger RNA of Anopheles cruzii, 1878 nucleotides long. Its product is annotated as zinc finger protein 37 homolog. The transcript is spliced from 2 exons. The coding region runs from base 136 to 1878 and encodes 580 amino acids. Lineage: Eukaryota; Metazoa; Arthropoda; Insecta; Diptera; Culicidae. The record is from RefSeq and is a predicted model, not a curated record. Gene Ontology annotation, molecular function: zinc ion binding. Gene Ontology annotation, cellular component: nucleus.